CACCAACUAAAAGAGGCGCCUUCGCUCCUUCUCUCUCUCUUCUCGAAUCUUCCAAAGACUCUCUCUUUUCUCAACCCCACAUUUCGCACCCUAGAUUUUUCAACUCUCUGCUUCCGCAAUUCGACGCCGUCUCCGGUUUCGGCCACUGGGCACCAUCGAGCUCCGCCGCAGGGGGUUUUGAGCUCCGCAGCGGCGCAAUUCCCCGGAAGGCGGAAUUUGGAGGGAUUGCGAUUAGUCUCCGGAUCUGAAUUCGUCGAAUUCCGGCUGUAAUCAGUGGAUUUGAGUUUACAAAAAAAAUUGGGGGCGAAAUUUUGAAAUUUUAUUUUUUUAGUGAGGCUUUGGAUUUCCAUGGGGGAAGGCGACGGGGCCGAUUCGGCUCCGACUGAGCCGCAAUCGGAUGCGGUAUCGGCCACUGCGACGACGUCAACUAGCGGCGACGUUCCGGCGAAGAAGCUUGCGAGGCAGCUCGAUUUCACGGCGCUUGGCGCCACCGCGAGAAGUGUGGCGCUUCCGGAGGCGCAGAAGCCUCAGGUUCCGCCCGCGACUGUGUCGCAGAGUCAGCCGAGGCCGCAGGUGGCUGGAGUGCCGGUGCCACAGCCGCCGCAGAGCCAGCCGAGGCCGCAGGGGGCUGGGGUGCCGGUGCCACAGCCACAGCAAAGUCAGCUGAGGCCGCAGGGGGUGAGGAUGCCGGUGCCGCAGCCACCGCAUAGUCAGCCGAGGCCGCAGGUGGCUGGGGUGUCCAUGCCACAGCCACCUCAGAGUCAGCCGAGGCCGCAGGUGGUGGGGAUGCCGGUACCGCCGCAGCAACCACCUGUACCUUCAGUUAGGCCAGUGAAACCGGAUUCUCCAAAAAGACCAAGACCGAACGUUGAUGGUAAAGAUGGCACUCCUAAGAAGCAAAAACAGUGCAAUUGUAAACACUCUCGUUGUUUAAAGCUGUAUUGUGAGUGUUUUGCAUCUGGAAUUUACUGUGAUGGUUGCAACUGUGUAAACUGUUGCAACAAUGUUGAAAAUGAAGGUGCUAGGCGAGAUGCAGUAGAAGCUACUUUGGAGCGCAAUCCAAAUGCAUUUAGGCCAAAAAUUGCAAGCAGCCCACAUGGCCCACGGGAUAGUCGGGAGGAAGCAGGUGAGCUUGUGGUUUUGGCAAAACACAAUAAAGGAUGCCACUGCAAGAAAUCAGGGUGCCUCAAGAAAUAUUGUGAAUGCUUCCAAGCCAACAUUCUCUGCUCUGAGAACUGUAAGUGCAUAGACUGCAAAAACUUUGAAGGAAGUGCAGAGAGACAAGCUCUAUUUCAUGGUGAUCAUAACAACAACAUAGCAUAUCUUCAGCAGGCAGCAAAUGCUGCCAUUACUGAUGCUAUCGGAUCCUCUGGAUACAUAUCAUCCCCACCGAUAUCCAAGAAAAGAAAAGGUCAGGAAAUCUUUUUUGGACAGACAGCCAAGGAUCAGUCAGCUCAUAGGAUAGGACAGUAUCCACAGGCAAACCAUCUCAGACCACCUGCACCAUCUUCGUCUUCUGCUCCUGUUACUCGCCUUGGUACUGCCGGAUUAGGGCCUUCAAAGUUCACAUACAGGUCUCUCCUAGCAGACAUCAUCCAACCACAGGACUUAAAGGAGCUCUGCUCAGUUUUGGUUGUGGUAGCAGAAGAAGCAGCAAAGACACUUGCAGACAGAAGAAGUGCUGCAGAGAAGGAGGCAGAAACUUCCCUUGCUACAACCACAGAAGACGGGUUGCAAAGCCAAAAGGAAUCUGAUACUCAGAAAGUUGUGACUGAUGAUUGCACUACAGCAAACCAAGCUGACCAAAUCAGCCCCGAAGAUUCUAAUUCCGAUGGUGUUGAUGGGCCAAAAGGGAGACCAAUGUCUCCUGGAACUUUGGCCUUGAUGUGUGAUGAACAAGAUACAAUGUUCAUGUCAGCCGCUUCUCCUAGUAGGUUAAUAGGGGAUGGAUACAAUAUAUCUUCACAGUUGCCUAACGGACAAGGAAUGACAGAAGUCUAUACAGAACAAGAAAGGGUUGUGUUAGCAAAGUUUCGAGGCUGUCUUAAUAUGCUCAUCACUCGUGGAGAACUUAAAGAAGCUGAGUGCUCAUCUUUAGCCAGAAGUGAAGCUGUAGCUCAAAGAGAACAAAUCAUCGGCAAUGGAACUUCAAAUCCAAGAAUGGAAAUAGGUAGUCAGCAGAGGCCAGUUAGCAAUGGUGUUGUUCCACCUACAGCCAGGACAUCGCAGAUGGUUACUGCAGCAGUUUCAUCCCCUAGUACGGUGCCUCCUAGGCCUCCAGCCGUUCCCCAAAAUGGGGGAAACAAACCAAAAGCUUAAAGAACUGUAAAAAGAAUUCACCACACAAGAUUUACCGAAGGUAAAUUCAAUCUGACUUGUCAGUGUCAGCUGGCAAGACAGUACUAGGAACUACUCUUAGAAGGAUCUAGAUAAGUUUUUGUUUUUCUAAGGUUAUUAAUAUAUUGUAGAUUAGAUUUUUUUUUUAGCUUCAACCAUAGUUCGAUCCGGCUGGUGUAGGCUGCAGAUGGUUUAAUCGCACACCACAUGAUAUCAUUUUUGAUUGUUACAUACAAAUUAACAUCAUGGCCAGCUUGAUUGCUACAUGGUAAAUUUUUGUUAUAUAUCUUGCUAAUAUAUUUCUUGCCUUCUCAAUACUUUCACGAUUUCUGGAGAAACAGCGAGCAUUCGCACUCAUGGUGAAAUAUGUAACUUAAAUUUUCUACCA
Messenger RNA from Argentina anserina (silverweed cinquefoil), 2725 nucleotides. RefSeq names its product protein tesmin/TSO1-like CXC 5. Gene Ontology annotation, cellular component: nucleus. The coding region runs from base 349 to 2319 and encodes 656 amino acids. The record is from RefSeq and is a predicted model, not a curated record. The transcript is spliced from 8 exons. Gene Ontology annotation, biological process: regulation of DNA-templated transcription. Lineage: Eukaryota; Viridiplantae; Streptophyta; Magnoliopsida; Rosales; Rosaceae.